AGUUGGGGUGUACCACUUUAGAUAUAAACUGUUCACAUGGUCCCAUUGUGAACGCGGUCAGGAGCGCAGUGAGACAGUACGUUCUCCAGAAGAGACCCAGAGAGAUACCCCACAACACUGUAGCAGAGUACAGUCCUGCCGGACCUGCCAUAGCUGGGCCAAGGCAUUGGACCUAGUAACCGCACUGGUACAGCUGGGAGGAUAGUGAGAGAGAGUAGGCUACUGCCGUCUCCAUCCUCUCUGGGACCUGCCUGGCUCAAUGAUGCUGGUGCUGUGGACGGCUGUUCUGUUGGGGUUGAGCAGGUGGUGUCGAGUAGCAGCAGCGUCUCCUGGUGGUGACCCCUGGGCCCAGUGUCCAUCCAGACAGUGUAAGGCCAAGUUUGGAGAUGGGUCAUGUGAUAAAGAGUGCACUGAGCCUGAGUGUCUGAGGGACGGGUUUGACUGUCUGAGGGACAAAGGACGCUGCAAUUCAGGCCACAUCCACUACUGCCGAGACCACUAUGCCAACUCUUACUGUGACCAGGGCUGUGAAAGUGCCGCCUGUGGCUGGGACGGGAGUGACUGUCACAGGCACCACAGCCCUCUGUGGGCUAAGGGUACCCUGCUCCUGCACACCCACGUCCCCCUGCAACACGGCACAUUUUCCAACAGUUCCCUUCUCUGGGCCCUCAGCACCCUCCUGCAGACGCCCCUCAAACUGCGCGGCAUGGUGACCCUUGACCCCAGCARGGACCUCUUCACCUUUAAUCCCCAGCAGCUCGAAAACCUGCUGGCUCAAGCUUCUUCGGAUGACUCAAAUGGUUCUCUCCUAUUCUUGCAAGUGGAUAACAGGCCGUGCUCCCGUCUUCCUUCUACCUGUUUCCCGUACGCCAUCGAAGCAGCUAACUUCCUGCGGGCUGCUACGUCGUCGACUCGUGUGUCGGUCCCCUCUCACCCAGAAUUAAAGGCCAUUAUUAGUGUAAGAGGGGUUGGGGAGGAAAUAGGAGGGAGAGAGGAGGACCCAGUUGAGGAAAAAGAGGAAUCAGCCCUCCACUGGGCAUCCUCAGUUAACCACCUUUCCUUGACAAGAACCCUCACUCGCUACGGUGCUGCGGUGGACCUACAGGACAACAAGGGUGAGACUGCUCUGUUCCUCUCCGCCCUCCACGGUUGCUACGACACCGCCCGGUUCCUGCUCCUGAACGGGGCCAAUCAGGAUCUGUCUGAUCGCAGAGGACGCCGGGCACUGGAUGUUGCCCGAGAGGGCAUGCAUCAUCAAGUCCUGGAGCUCCUAUUGGCUCACAGGGUUCAGAGAGGGCCUAUUCCUAUGGAGCAAGCCAAUGAUAUGCUGUGGGAUGAGCGUGCCUUGCUGUAUAGCCAAUGGGUGAAUUCCCCUGGGCUCCCUGGGAGAAGUGCCUCCUUCUCUGGUGUCAUAGGGCAUCGGGAUAUGUCUUCGCCUCCACCAAGUGAUUGGUCAAUGGGCAGAGUGCAGUGCCCUUCCCCUCAGAACUGGCGGCCACAGCUCAACCAAUCAGCGACCGCAUUGGUUACCCCAAGAAUCAUGGGUCGUCCACCACGGCCAAUCAGCACUCUGCAGGAGGUUACCUCAGAGGACGAAGAUCGUGAAAGGCCCCUGGAAGUCCCGAGAGCAUCGACACCGCACUUCCUGUUACCCCAGCCUGCUCCUCGACAGCGGUCCUUCUCCUGUACCCAGAAUGCACUGCAGCGUCGCUCCAGUUCACAGCAGCCUGAACCGACUUAUGUUGCCUUAUCAGAGAAAAUAGCCAAUGAGCCCAUAGAAAGAGUGAUCAUAGUCCCUCCUACAGAUGCUCCCACCCAUUCAGAUCGCAGAUCAAUAGUCGAUAGUAGCGACAACCCCAGCAGGGCAGCGCCAGAGGUUGAGGCAGCAAGUUUUAAAAAGGCAGACCAGAAAGCCCGAAGUGAGAAGCUAAAUAACCACAUGCCUGACUCUAACCAAACAGCUUUGUAAGGGAGAGGGCUCUGCUGUGAGAUAUCAUGCUGAAAUCACCCCAAAUACCAUCAUGUCAAUCAUGUGCUGUUUACAUUUUCUGUAAAAGGCCCAUUGCCCCUAAAUAACAGUAGAUUCACAGACGGGAUAUAAACUCAGUCAAUAAAUGAGUAACUUAAUUUACUCUAAAUAUCUAAAUCAAUAAACGAUUAAUGUGCA
Salvelinus sp. IW2-2015 is the source of this 2167-nucleotide messenger RNA. The record is from RefSeq and is a predicted model, not a curated record. NCBI's taxonomy places the organism in Eukaryota, Metazoa, Chordata, Actinopteri, Salmoniformes, Salmonidae.